GUUCACGAGAGAGGCCAACUUAACAGUAGAUCUUGUCCCGCUAGGUAGCCUAGAGCGGCGUGUUACCAACUUUGUUAGUAUCAAGUUUAGUUUGUUUGGAGCGUCGUUGUUUACGGAGCGACUGUACAUUUAAAGUUUCGUACACAAAUCCGUAUUGUGACAAUUUCGGUGUUUUAUGGAUAGUUCGUGUGUGUCUUUGUGGCGUGAACUCGCUCGUUUUGAGUGUUUUUAAAAUGUUUGUGGUCUCGUUUUUGGGAUAAGUUUUUCGGCGUGUUCUCAGCCUCGGCUUGGUUGUCCAAACCUCGAUAUUCUCCGCGAGGCUACGAUGAAGAGGAAACUUUGAAACGCGUUUCAAACGCGUGAAGUCGUGAAGAUGUUUGCCUUCCAACUAAUCUUACAAUGUAGUUAUGUGGUGAAGAUUUUGAUUUGGUCAAUAUGUUUCAUCGCGUUUUGCCACGCUUGGCUGCCAGACGGCUCUUCCAAACUAGUGAACAACUUCAAAUCUAUCUCCAGUAUAAGUUUUACGGGGAAUGCGUCCUUCCCCGACCACUUUAUUGUCUUGAAUCAAGACGACAACUCUAUUAUAAUAGGUGGUAGGAAUAGGAUAUAUAAUUUAAGCAUAUACGAUUUCCACGAAAGGAAGGAGGGUAGAAUCGACUGGCCAUCGUCCGAUGCACACGGCCAGUUGUGCAUACUGAAGGGGAAAACUGAAGACGACUGCCAAAAUUACAUUAGGAUUCUUUACCAUUCAGAGUCCGGGAAGUUAGUUGUCUGCGGGACCAAUUCGUACAAACCGUUGUGCAGAACUUAUGCCCCCAAGGAUGGAAAGUACUCAGUCGAGAAAGAAGUGGAGGGGAUAGGGCUGUGUCCGUAUAACCCAGAGCACAACAGCACGUCUGUCUUCUACAACGGCCAAUUAUUUUCAGCCACCGUUGCUGACUUCUCCGGGGGUGACCCCCUCAUAUACCGAGAACCCCAACGAACGGAACUCUUUGAUCUCAAACAGUUGAACGCGCCUAACUUCGUCAGUUCGUUACCGUACGGAGAUUUUAUAUUCUUCUUCUACCGAGAAACAGCUGUUGAAUAUAUGAAUUGCGGAAAGGUCAUCUACUCUCGAGUGGCCAGAGUUUGCAAAGAUGAUAAAGGCGGUCCGCACCAGUCCAGAGACCGUUGGACAUCGUUUCUGAAAGCGCGCCUAAACUGUUCAAUUCCGGGGGAAUACCCUUUCUACUUCGACGAAAUCCAAUCAACAAGUGAUAUAGUAGAAGGAAAGUAUAAUUCCGAUGAAUCUAAAAGAAUAAUUUAUGGCAUACUUACGACUCCGAUUAACGCGAUCGGUGGCUCGGCCAUCUGUGCUUAUCACAUGGACGACAUUCUAAGAGCGUUCGAAGGUAGCUUCAAGCAGCAAGAGAACAUCAACUCAAAUUGGCUUCCGGUACCAGAAAACAUGGUUCCUCAACCUCGACCCGGGCAAUGCGUUCGGGACAGUCGCAUCCUUCCAGACAAAAACGUCAACUUCAUCAAAACACACUCCUUGAUGGAAGAAGCCGUCCCGGCGUUUUUCGGUAAACCUGUUUUGGUCAGAGUGAGUUUACAGUAUCGGUUUACGGCCAUCACCGUCGAUCCUCAAGUCAAAACUACCAAUAAUAAAUACGUAGAUGUCUUGUAUAUCGGAACAGAUGAUGGAAAAGUUCUAAAAGCGGUCAACAUACCGAACGGAGACACCGCCAAGGCGAUUGUUAUAUCGGAAAAUACGGUACUUCCGCACGGUUCGGCUGUGAAACAGCUAAAGAUAGCGCCGGGAUAUGGGAAAAUCGUUGUGGUUGGAAAAGACGAAGUCAGGCUGACGACCCUAAACCACUGUUCGAGUAUAACCCGUUGCAGUGAGUGCGUCGGCCUGCAAGAUCCGCAUUGCGCAUGGGAUGCCAAACAGAACGCGUGUGUCAGCAUUGACGCCGUCACUUCUUAUCGUUUCUUAAUACAGGAUGUACCUCGAGGAGACGUCAACAAAUGCUGGUCGCCGCAAUCAGACAAAAAGACUGUGAUCAAAAGUAAGUCCGACGCGGAGGAAAAGAAGGAGAUCCAGACCAAUUCGCUCGACGAUAAGGACCUCGAUUCGACUGAUCCGGUGAUCCGGACGGACGAAGAUCCCGAGUGUGACCCUCUGGACGAAAACAGUAUAGGUGGAUGCGCCGUUCGCCAACAACUGGUUAUAUAUACGGCCGGGACUUUGCAUAUUGUAGUAGUAGUAGUAAGCAUCGUGGGUCUUCUUCUUGGUUUCAUAGCCGGGUAUUUAUUUUCCCAGAAGUUUCAUUCGCAUUCGCAGUAUCCAGAGGCUCCUUUCAUUGAGCAACACAAUCAUCUAGAAAGGUUAAGCGCCAACCAGACGGGGUACUUGACGCCGAGAGCGAAUAAAGCGGUAAAUUUAGUCGUGAACGUAUCGAGUAGUUCGCCGCCCCCGAAAAAAGACAAUCUAGAUGUCGGAAAAGAUCUGAACAUUUCUAGUGAUGGAACGUUGCAGAAAAUAAAGAAGACUUACAUUUAAGUAGUGCGGAUUUUUGUUACUUGUACCUGCAGAUGGGAUCGGUUUCGGUGUUUUGAAAGCCAUUAGAAAAUUUUCCAUGACA
This is a messenger RNA of Zophobas morio, 2627 nucleotides long. RefSeq names its product semaphorin-1A-like (gene Sema-1a). Bases 374 to 2545 code for a protein of 723 amino acids. The transcript has 10 exons. Gene Ontology annotation, biological process: semaphorin-plexin signaling pathway; neural crest cell migration; positive regulation of cell migration. The record is from RefSeq and is a predicted model, not a curated record. Gene Ontology annotation, molecular function: semaphorin receptor binding; chemorepellent activity. NCBI's taxonomy places the organism in Eukaryota, Metazoa, Arthropoda, Insecta, Coleoptera, Tenebrionidae.